Messenger RNA from Trichoplax adhaerens, 2295 nucleotides. RefSeq lists its product as uncharacterized. Gene Ontology annotation, molecular function: cysteine-tRNA ligase activity; ATP binding. Gene Ontology annotation, biological process: cysteinyl-tRNA aminoacylation. The transcript is spliced from 24 exons. The record is from RefSeq and is a predicted model, not a curated record. Bases 1 to 2295 code for a protein of 764 amino acids. Lineage: Eukaryota; Metazoa; Placozoa; Uniplacotomia; Trichoplacea; Trichoplacidae. Gene Ontology annotation, cellular component: cytoplasm.
AUGAAUCAAGAAGCGCAAUUGAAAUUAUAUAAUAGUAUGACCCGAAGAAAGGAUACAUUUGUACCUAGCAAUGAAUCUUGCCUAUCAUGGUACAAUUGCGGACCUACUGUCUAUGAUGCAUCUCACAUGGGUCAUGCAAGAUCCUAUGUCAGCUUUGACAUUAUUAGACGCGUAUUAACUUCGUAUUUCAACUAUAACAUAUCUUAUGCUAUGAACAUAACCGAUAUUGACGAUAAGAUCAUCUUUCGGGCUCGUCGUAACUAUUUAAUUGAUAACUAUAUCAGUAGCUCUCAUCCAAUUGAUAGAAUUAUUGAAGAUGCAAACGAAGCAGUUAAGUUACUGGAAGAUAAGAUCCAUGUAUCGAAAUAUCUCGAUUUGUUAACAAUUACGGAAAAACUUACGGCUCAGCAAAAUAAGAUUAAUACUACUAAGGAUGGUCAUCAAUUGAAAGAAUUAGAGAAAAUCGGAAAAAAGCUUUUAGAGAAUAAAGCUGAAAUUUUGAAAGAUCCACAGCAACUUGCCAUGGCAGAAGAUAACGAAAAAUUGGCUACUCUGGCUGAGAAGAAAAUGAAAUUGAAGGAGAGUAACAUUGCUCUAACUAAUGAUCCAAACAAGCUUGCAAUGUUUGUGAAAAACAAGAUUAAAGCGGAUAACGCUAUUCAAUCACUUAGUAGCGCUGCCAUCGGCCAAAGUGACGUAAAGUCUGGCAGUCGUCUACAGGAAUUCUUUUCAGAUAUAAGGGAUCCUUUAUCAGAGCUAUUAGAUAAAAAGGUUCUUCCUGCUGAUGCUAUAACGCGAGUAAGUGAGUAUGUACCGGAAGUUAUUGAAUUUGUACAAGGAAUUAUCAAAAGAAAUUAUGGGUAUGUAUCGAAUGGCUCUGUAUACUUUGACACCGUAGCCUUCAAUAAUAGCCCGGAUCAUCGUUAUGGAAAGUUAUUACCUGAGGCUAUUGGAGAUUUAAAUGCUUUAGCUGAAGGAGAAGAUAAUAAUAAGUCGAACAAGCUCGAUAGUUUGAUAUGUGGUCUAAGCAAUUUAUCAAAUUCGGAUGCACAUUUAAUAGGUGAACUAAGCAUCGGGGAUGAUCGGUUACGCGAAAAAAGGAGUCCGAAUGAUUUUGCUUUGUGGAAAUGCUCUAAGCCCGGUGAACCUUUUUGGGACUCACCUUGGGGAAAGGGGAGACCUGGAUGGCACAUUGAAUGCUCCGUUAUGGCAAGCGCAAUAUUAGGCAAGUCUCUGGAUAUUCAUUCUGGUGGCGUAGACCUAAAGUUUCCUCAUCAUGAAAAUGAAAUAGCUCAAGUCGAGGAAGCCCUAAGUAAAUACUCAGCUCGUCAAUUGCGAUUGGCAUUCUUGUCUCAUCCUUGGAAUACUACCAUGGAUUACAGUGAAAAUAUGAUGUCUUCUACUAUGCAAACAGAAAAACUAUUUCUGGAAUUCUUUUUAAAUGUUAAAGAUAUUGACCGCGUUUAUUCAGCUCAAACCCUUAAAGAAGAGAAAUGGAACUCUGCUGAAUUAGAACUUGAAAAAGGAUUGUGCCAAAAACAGAAUAACAUCCAUCGAUUUCUGUGUGAUUCAAUUAAUACACCCGACGUUAUGAAGGAAUUGAAGGAGCUGAUCAAUCAAUCUAAUAGUUAUAUUGCCUCAAAACGUUCUCUAAAACAAUCGCCUAACGCCCGUCUUUUGAAGAAAAUUUCAAGAUACAUCGUAAAAAUGUUACGCAUAUUCGGUGUCACGGUGGAUGAGAUUGAAACGACAAUCGGAUUUCCUAGUUAUACUGAUAAUAAAGUAUGCAAUUUAUUCUUAGUAAUUUACGAAUUUAUUGGUGUGAUGGCCAUAAAUAUCAACAAAGAAAAUACCAUUAUGCCAUAUUUGACUGUAUUGGCUGAGUUCAGAGCAAAAGUUCGAGAUAGUGCUCGCUUACAGAAAGUUUAUAAGUUAUCAAAUGGAUCUCAUUGUAUAGAUGGUCCCGCAAUCAAGUUGGUAGAUAGGGCAAUUCUUUUAAAAGAGAAAGAAAAUAGAUUAAUGGCAAUUGAAGAAAAGAAACGUAAAAAAGAAGAAGCAAAGAGAAAACAAAUGGAACUGAAGGCACAGCAAGAAUCUAAAAUGAAAAUUUCGCCUAAAGAAAUGUUUUUAAAUCAGUCGGAUAAAUAUUCCCAGUUUGACGAAAAGGGUAUUCCAACUCAUAAUCACGAAGGAACUGAACUUAGUGGUAAACAGAAGAAGAAACUUCUCAAGCAGUAUGAAGCACAAAAGAAAUUAUUUUUAGAAUACCAAACUAAACAAGCUCCUUCAAAUUAA